GGCGCGCAGGUCGUAGCAGCAACACACUGUGCGGUGAUCAUGCCGAAUUUCUGACACUGACAGAAAACUAUCGUAGGCCAUCUUUGGACGCAAGACCGGGGAAACGGCCGUCUUUGAACCUCUCUCACUGUACGACAUAGGACCACCGAUGGAGAGCCACGAUCACAGAAAUCGCGACGAUAGUUUCACGAUGGCAAUCUUUCGUCUGGGACAGCCAAUUAUCGUGCAGUGUAUCCCGGGCUUUAUUCGUUCAAGGUAGCUUAUGUUUGCCAUGCUGUAAUGUUUGCAAACAUAAUGAUUCAUGUUGUUCCUUUGAGAUUGAGCAUGUUUUUCAGAGGUCAUGUUGGACACGGCUUGUGUGCCAUCCCUAAACAAAAAACAGCAUGAAGACGAUCGCUUUACUGUUCAUCAUCUCUUUAUCCAUCAAUGGUGUGUUUGGUGAUGAAGUGAAGUCAGUGUCAGUAAUAGAGGGAGAUUCUGUUACUCUACACACUGAUCUUACUAAAAUACAGAGAGAUUAUUUGAUACUUUGGAGGUUUAGAGAUGAACCAGACCCCAUAGCUACAAUUGACAGAGUGGUAAAUAAUAUCUCAAUAUAUGAUGAUGUUCUUGAUGGGAGAUUCAGAGACAGACUGCAGGUGAAUGAUCAGACUGGAGAUCUCAUCAUCACAAACAUCACAACUCAACACACUGGACUUUAUAUAUUACAGCUCAAGGGAGUUAUUGUUACAACAAAGAAUUUCAGUGUUAAUGGUGUGGUUGGUGCAGGUGGAGUGAAUUCAGUGUCAGUGUUGGAAGGAGAUUCUCUUACUCUACACACCGAUGUUCCUGAUAUCAAUAAAUAUGAUGAGAUACGGUGGAAAUUUCAUCAUGAAAACUCUCCUCUAGCUGAAAUCAACAGAAAUGCUGCUAUUUUCUCUACAUAUGAUGAUGCUCAUGAUGGGAUAUUUAAAGGUAGAAUGCAGCUAAAUUGUCAGACUGGAUCUCUCACCAUCACAAACAUCAGAAUCAAACACUCUGGAUUUUAUGAAGUAAACAUCACCUCCAGCGGUAGUUAUACCAUACAUCAGUCAUUCACAGUUAUUGUCAGUGGUAAAGUGAAGUCGGUGUCAGUGAUGGAGGGAGAUCCUGUUACUCUACACACUGAUAGUAAACUACAGACAGAUGAAGUGAUUGUGUGGAGGUUUUUACGUGAUGACUCUCAGAUAGCUCAAAUAUAUAAACAAAGCAAUCUGUCAAGAACAUAUGAUGGUGAGGAUGGGAGAUUCAGAGACAGAAUGAAGCUAAAUGAUCAGACUGGAGAUCUCACCAUCACUGACAGCAAACCUGAAUACAGUGGAGCUUAUGAACUGAAGAUGAACAUCAGAAGACGAUCCAUUCAGAGAAGAUUCAGUAUUCAUGUCAGUGAGCGAGGUCUGUCUCCAGGGGCUAUAGUAGGAAUAUGUGUUUUCUUGCUCUUGCUUAUUGCUGCUGUUCCUGUUGCUGGUUUGAUUUAUUAUCGCCGCAAGAUCUUUGAAUUGGGUGAAAUAGAACGCCUGCAAGUAGAUGAGAGACGAUCUGUCUAUCUGAAUACUGAAGUUACCGACAUAGAGAGAGAUGAUCUGAUAGAGUGGAGAUUUGGAGAAACUCUCAUAGCUGAAAUCAAUCCUGCCCGCAAUAUCUUCAGUACAUAUGAUGAUCUAUUCAGAGAUAUGCUGAUGCUUAAUCAUCAGACAGGGGAUCUCGUCAUACAUGGCAUCAAACCGGAACACCAAGGAGAUUAUAAACUGAAGAUCAUCAGAGGUGGAAAAACCUCAUACAAGAGAUUCAGAGUUCAUGUCACAGGUGAAAGAGAAAUACUGGAAGUGUUUGAGGGAGAAUCUGCUGAUCUGGAGACUGAAGUUAAAGACAUACAUAGAGUUGAUCUGAUAGAGUGGAGAUUUGAAGAAAAAAAACCUCUCAUAGCUGAAAUCAAUCCUGCAAACAAGAUCUUCAGUACAUAUGAUGGUGAUGAUGAUCUAUUCAGAGAUAAACUGAAGCUGAAUCCUCAGACUGGAGAUCUCAUCAUCAGUGACAUCAGAAUGAAACAUCGUGGAGAUUAUAAACUGAAACUCAUUAGAGAUGGAGAAACAUCAUAUAAAAAAUUCAGACUGGUUGUCAGAGGUAAUUUAGAAGUAUUGCGAGUGAAUGAGGGAGAAUCUGUUCUUUUGAAGAUUCAUCUUACUGACAUACAGAGUCAUAAUCUGUUAGAGUGGAGAUUUGAAGAAACUCUCAUAGCUGAAAUCAAUCCUGCAAACAAUAUCUUCAGGACAUAUGAUAAAGGUCGAUUCAGAGAUAAACUGAAGCUGAAUCAUCAGACUGGAGAUCUCAACAUCAAUGACGUCAGUUGGGAACACACUGGAUUUUAUAUACUGAAGAUCAUCAGAGGUGAAAAAACCUCAUACAAGACAAUAUCUAUGUCGGUUACAAAUGAAAUAAAAAUACUGGAAGUGGAUGAGGGGAAAUCUGUCAAUCUGGAAACCGAAGUUACUGACAUACAGAGAGAUCUGAUACAGUGGAGAUUUGGACGUAAAGAAACUCUGAUAGCUGAUAUCAAUCCUGCCUGCAGUAUCUUCAGUACAUAUGAUGGUGAUGAUGGUCUGUUCAGAGAUAAAAUAGAGGUAAAUCCUCAGAAUGGAAAUCUGACCAUCAAUGACAUCAGAUGGGAACACACUGGAGUUUAUAAACUGAAGAUCAUCAGAGGUGAAAAAGCCUCAUACAGGAGAUUCAGUGUGUUUGUCAGAUUUGAAACAGAAACACUGCGAGUGAAAAAGGGAGACUCUGUCGAUCUGGAGACUGAUCUUACUGAAAUACAGAGAGAUGAUCUGAUAGAGUGGAGAUUUGGAAUUGAAGAAACUCUUAUAGCUAAAAUCAAUCCUGCCAACAAUAUUUUCAGUACAUAUGAUGGUGAUGAUGAUCUAUUCAGAGAUAAACUGGAGCUGAAUCCUCGGACUGGAGAUCUCACCAUCAAUGACAUACUAAAGAAACACACCAGAGUUUAUAUACUGAAGAUCAUCAGCGAUGGAGAAACAUCAUACAAGAGAUUCAGGGUGGUUGUCAGAGAUUAUGCAGUUGAAGUGAAAAGAGUGAAUGAGGGAGAGUCUUGCACUCUGAAGAAUGAUCUUACUGACAAAGAGAGAGAUGAUGUGAUGGAGUGGAGAUUUGAAGGGACUGUCAUAGCUCAAACGAAUCCUGACAACUGUAUCUCAAGGCAAUUUAAUGGUGAUGAUAGACUUAAGCUGAAUUAUCAGAAUGGAGAUAUCAACAUCAGUAACAUCACAGUGGAACAUGAUGGAGUUUAUACACUGUGGAUCAUCAGAGGUGGACUACCACAACCUACAUACAAGAGUUUCAGAGUAUUUGUCAAAGUCUCUGUGUAUGAGGGGAAAUCUCUUUAUCUGAAGACUAAAGUUACCGACGUACAGAGAGUUGAGAAGAUAGAGUGGAGAUUCAGAAAAACUCUCAUAGCUGAAAUCAAUCCUGCCAACAAUAUCUUCAGUACAUAUAAUGGUAAUGAUGAUCUAUUCAGAUAUAAACUGAAGCUGAAUCAUCAGACUGGAGAUCUCACCAUCAAUGAUGUCAGACAGAAACAUGAUGGAGUUUAUAAACUGAGGAUCAUCAAAGGUAGAGAAACCUCAGACAGGAGAUUCAGAGUGAUUGUCACCGGUAUCGAAAUAGAAGAUUCAGUGAGGAAGAGAAGAGAAGAUUCAGUGGGGAACAGAGGAAAAGAUUCAGUUGAGAUAGAGAUGGAGCCUUUGUUGCCUAAUAGCAGUCAGUAGCAGUGAUCUUCCUCUUAUGUAACAUCAUCAACAUUACAAACACAUCAGCAUCACAUCUAAGCUGGCUAGCAACAGAUCAGUAUCAUAGAGAAUGAGACGUGGUUUGGGAACCACAUGCUAAUUUUCUCGUAUUUGAAGCAUGGUUUACAGAAUGGCAGAUGAUAGGUGUGAUAACCAGUCAUUUGUUCAAUGUUUUCCCUCUGAUUAUGAUUAUUACCAGGGUACGAUUUGCUGGGGGGGAUUAUCCCCCCUCAGGGCUUUAUAUACCUGCCUCUGAUUCUUUUUUUAUCCCCAUUGGGGACAAAAUGUAUCCCCCCAUGAUUAAUGGUCAUCAAACGGCCAUAUAAACAGCUUAAAAUAAAGAUUAUUUAAUAUAUAUGAGUGUAAGUAAAAAUGUGGCCACGCAGUUAAAUCAGGAAUGGAGUAUUACUGUCAGCGCUUCCGCUCCUGUGACAAUAGGUGAAAUCCGAGUCAUGUCCUUUUUUAAUCCAAGCCCGGAUUUUCUAAAUGUCGCUAAGCACCAAUAGUUGAUUUCAGUGCAAAAACAGCCAAAUAAUAAAUGAAAGAGAUUCCAAGCA
Messenger RNA from Misgurnus anguillicaudatus (oriental weatherfish), 4375 nucleotides. The record is from RefSeq and is a predicted model, not a curated record. Lineage: Eukaryota; Metazoa; Chordata; Actinopteri; Cypriniformes; Cobitidae.